AAAAGCUCAAUGUACAGCUGGUGUGGCUAAACGCAGUGCUAAUGUAACGGGGAAAGCUAUCAGCGGGGAGGCCGCAUAUGCGAAUGUCAGGAUUCGAGAAACUUGACCCUCGAUAUCUGGGGGGAGUUCCGCCCUUGAGAUUGUGUCAACUCUGUUCGAACGCAGGAAAAGGUUCCACGGACAUGACAGCAACCGCAGACAGCGUCAGUGCAGGCGGACCGACGUUGGACAUGCACAGGACAUAGGAAAGCAUGGGGUCAUCGCCCUGCAGAGAUGAGGGAAGAAGCAGGCCAGGUUUCGGGAAGACUAACGAGAAGAUGCGGCCACUUCUGGCGAAUGAUGUGGAUGAAGCUGAUAGAUAUUGCCGGCGCGAAGAGGAAUCUGUGUAGGAAAAGCAUCGACAGAUGUGUAGCCUUGACAUGGGAGCCCUUCUUCGAGUGCAGAUUGGCCCCCACUGCUCGCGUGAGAGGGAUGAAGAACGCUACAGGGUAGAUCUCACAUAUCAGCAUUUGCAAUGCACUAAACAGCUUCCCCACUGCGUUGAUGCUUUCGGACAGGCUACCUGAUAUCAGACAUGUCGCGGUGUUAUGCUUACCAGUGCACUCACGGAGAGAGUAAACCGGAUCCAAAAAGAGCCGUGUUGAACCAAGGUAUCAGCCCAAAGAAGACCGCACUAAUGCCGCCCAGCAGAGGGGGGUUGAGAACACUCAAGAACCGCCUUCGUGCCACUUCUAUGGAAAGCCGCGAUCUCGAGAAUUCGCCAGAGAGCUCUUCGUCCGGGAGUGCAAUGUGUCCAACUUCCUCGUUACUAGUCCGUGCUUUCAUGAGAUCUGAUUGGGACAAUGUCAGGCGGCGAUUAUGCAGAUUGGAACUGCAGUCUCACAAGGACCGAUGGCGAAUCGCAUCAGAUUGCCGACCAGAGCGUUGAUGAGAAUGUACACUCGCCCUAGCCUCAUGAGAGUCUCCAGCGGUCUGUCGGGUGUGACAAGCGGAUCCAAAGCACCAGUAGCACCCAAGGCGUUGAUCAAGAGCAGAGGCAGCGAGGUGACCUAGGUAUAUUUCAGUUUCUGGAUGGACCCUUGCGAGCUUGCGAACGUUGUUAAAUAUGAACAUGGGAACGCUUGGGCCUGUUAGCACGCUGGAAUAAAAGACCAGCACGACUAACUAGUGCUGAGGCAUUCCGGCGGAGCAAGAUAUCAUUGCAAAAGCAAAGGAUAUUCCUUGGAAGAGAAUCGAAAAGGGAAUGAUUGGCCAGUCUGGAAUUGCAAGUAAGCAUAGACUGACGUCACACCGGCCCACCACCUACAAUUCCUCAGGUUGUUCCACGUCGCCAGAGGACCGAUUUCGUCAACUUCUGCGUUGCCGCAAGCAGGAGAGUGGUUGUACGCUCUCGCUCUCCGACGUGAUGAAGCCAAACUUGCGAAGAAGAUAGCCAUAGACAAGGACGAGGAGGACGGAAAACGCUGCCUUCGACGAAGAAAAGAGACCUUCCAGUAGUUGGGAGCUCAUCACAUCAAUGGAGAGGGAGAACUUGGAAGACGCUUGCGGUAGUAGUGCGGAGCGACCUAUAUACGGAACAACCUGAGCCUAAAGCCGCAACUGCUACAAAUCGAUUCCUCACUCCAACUCGAAGCUCGCUCAGAGCUCGCCCACUCGAGUGUUUAGUGCUAUCAGCGCGAGAGGUUCCGCUCUGUCAUCCAAAAGAUCGUUCCUACCAGAGUCCGAGGUGUGCGGAUUCUGCGGAAGCGUCUAUGUACAUGGAAUUUGGGGUGUUGACACGAUCUCUGCCAUGUCAGGGCUCUGGAUUCUCGCAGUUCUGAAUCGUUCUCUUCUGUCACGUUGGAAAGAAGACAGCAAGAACGUAGCACAAAGUUGGCAAGGGAGGAGACCGUCCCCAGUGCUGGGACUUGUUCAUAAGACGGUAGCGAUGCUUGAGUGUGCAAACAAGAUCGAGUGAUAGUAAAUUAUGCGUGGAGCAUCUCUGAGCAGCUCCUCGAAGACUCCUAGGCUGCACUGGAGCGGUCUUGGCCAAGAAAUGCCUCGGGCAACAGACUGUUGGGGCCGAACCCCAGUGCGGAGUUUGCCGAUCGAAUAAGAGAAACUGAUUGACGCGUUACUUUGCGUUGUCUCCCCUCCACCUUCUUUUUGCGCGAGUGCACCUUCACCGGUUCCACUCGCUCUUACCUUGGACGGCGGCACUCCUUUUCGCUUCCAACCAUGUCGACCGUAAAACAGGAGCAGGGCGUAUAUGUCGUACCCGACAUCACCAUUAAAGAGCUGCUUGCGGCCAUUCCUGCUCAUUGCUUCAAGCGAUCUGCUUUGAAGUCGUCCAUGUACAUGUUCUGGAAUAUGAUUGUCAUAGCUGGAAUCUAUAAAGCGACGGAAUAUGCGGAUACUUUGAUCAACCCCCAGACGUUGUCUCUGCCCUAUCCCGCCCUCUAUCCUUUCGCCCGAUUCUCUCUCUGGGCCCUGUACAGCUUUUGGACGGGACUGUUCGCUACCGGGCUAUGGGUCGUCGCCCAUGAAGCAGGUCACCAGGCCUUUUCGGAAUCGAAGGCCAUCAAUAACACUGUCGGUUGGAUCCUGCACUCCGCGCUCGGUGUCCCGUACCACUCGUGGCGUGUCAGCCAUGCCAAGCACCAUGCAUCCACCGGACAUAUGACACAGGAUCAAGUUUUCGUCCCGUCGACGCGGUCUGAGCUUGGCCUGAAGCCUCUCGACCCCACGAAGGAAGACGCCCUCGGCUCCUCGGUGACUGAGGAGGUCAAGAAGGAAAUGUGGGAGGCUCUUGGAGACUCACCCCUCGGCGCUACCCUGGGUUUCAUGUCUUUCCUGAUCGCCGGAUGGCCUUUGUACCUGAUGACCAAUGCCUCUGGCCAGCGCCGUUACCCUCCUGGAACCAACCACUUUUCACCCAAAUCCAUCAUCUACUCUGCGCACCACUACUGGCAGAUUGUUGUGUCUGACAUUGGUAUCUUCGCGUGGCUGACUGCGAUCGCGUUUGCUGUUCGAGCCUACGGCCCUGCUACGGUCUUCCGUGUUUACGGUGCUCCUUACCUCUGGGUCAACCACUGGCUUGUUCUUAUCACCUUCCUGCAACACACCGAUCCUCUUCUGCCCCACUACCGGGCCGGAGAGUUCACUUUCACCCGCGGGGCACUGGCAACUCUGGACCGCAACCUCCUCGGAGAUCUCGGCAGUGUCAUGGGAUGGAUAGGCGCUCACGCGACUAUGGGCAUCUCUGAGACUCACAUCGCGCACCACCUUUCCAGCAAGAUUCCGCACUACAACGCCUGGGAAGCCAGUGCUGCUCUGCGCAAGGUCCUGCCCCCCGGUCUCGUCCUGGACGGUCCCCCUGGUGGGUGGGCCGAGAUGUAUCGCGUUUACAAAGAAUGCAAGUUCGUGGAGGACGAAGGCGAUGUGGUCUUCUUCAAGAAUGCGUACGGAUUGGCCAAGAUGCGUCCGGUUUUCAGCGAAAGCUCUGCAAGCGACUCUGGUGUUGAGAUCGAGAAGUAGAGGGAUCUCGUGUCGUAGUCUGUAAGCUGCCUGUUUUGAUAGACGACUGUCUGUUGCUCUCCUAGAAUGAUCCCAUGACAUGACACGUGCUGAAAUCAAAUCUUGACUACCCCGCACAUACCCCACAGACCGUGAUGCAUGUGAAUAUGGGAUAGCAUACACAUACACAUGUGCAGAAGCCAAGGAACUGCACCCCCCCUGCGACCCAUAUGUUUGCUCCUGGAGUUCUGUUUCUCGCCCAGCGCGGUGUCCGGCUUGCGGUGCCGUUUGUGUUGCUCGCGGUGCUCCGACGAGUGCCUGGCCUCGAUGUCGCGUUGUCGCACUGGACCUGGCUCGUCCUGGCCGCUGCGAGUGUGCCGCUCUACGGCGUCUGCUGCCUGGCUCUCCGCAACCAUCGCCACCGACGCGAAGCCGAAGCGGCGGGCGCGCGUCUCGCUCCCACGUCCGACGUUGGCAAGCUGCCAGGUAAUCUGGACCUCCUGAUCCGCAUGCAGAAGAUCUGGCAGCACGGAUAUCCGGGGGACGGGCUCAGCGAUGUCCUUGAUGAGACCGGGCCUGUUGUCAAUCUCAAUCCCAUGUUCGAGAACAUCGUCCUCACGACGUGCCCGGAGCACGUGAAAGAGAUCCUCGCGACGAAUUUCACGGGCUUUGUCAAGGGAGAACGCUUCCAGCUGGGGAUGAGCUCCGUGCUCGGGACCGGAGUGUUCAAUUCCGAUGGCGAGAUGUGGAAGUUUCACAGGGCGAUGACACGGCCGUUCUUCAGUCGGGACCGAAUCAGCCACUUCGAGAUCUUUGACCGGCACGCCGAAGCAGUCAUCUUUCGAAUCAAGCAGCGCAACCGCACCGGAUAUGCUAUCGACUUCCAGGAUCUCAUUGGCCGCUUUACUAUGGACUCGGCGACCGAUUUCUUGUUCGGAUCCAGCCUGCACAGCUUGGACGCGAAUCUGUCGUUCCCGCACAAUGCGAUCUUCACGAGACCCGUGUCCGAGUCUGCCAACGCGCAACAGGCGAUGCAGUUCUCGUCCGCUUUCAACGCGUCCAUGCUCCACAUCUCGAACAGGGCUCGGGUCGGCUGGGUCUGGCCGCUGCUGGAGAUGUUUCGCGAUAGAACGACGGAUCCGAUGAAACUCGUCAGCGCCUAUAUCGACCCGAUCAUUCACCAGGCUGUUCAGCGGAAGCAGCUGUCAACAUCCCUUACGCACGAGACAAAGAAUCAAGAAGCUCUCUUUGAAGGCAGGACUCUUUUGGAUGAAUUGUUGGACAUGACUUCGGACUUCAAGGUGCUCAAGGAUGAAACACUGAACAUUCUACUCGCUGGAAAGGAUACGACACAGUGGACCUUGACUGUGGCAGUGUAUUUCCUGGCAACGCAUCCCGAGGUGAAUGCGCGGCUCCGGGACGAGAUCCUCGAGCAGGUGGGACCCAGCCGCCGGCCCACCUACGACGACAUCAAAGACAUGAAAUUCCUGCGCGCUGUCUUGAAUGAAACGAUGCGGCUCUAUCCAUCCGUUCCAUUCAAUGUCAGGGAAUCCGUCAACGCGACCGUCUGGCCAUCUCCCGAUCCCAACGAGAAACCGAUUUACAUCCCGGCUGGGACGCAAACGCCCUACUCCGUGUUGCUCAUGCACCGGCGCAAAGACCUGUGGGGCCCCGACGCUGAAGAAUUCGACCCGGAUCGGUUCUUGGACCACCGCCUGCAGAAAUAUCUACUGAAGAAUUCGUUUCAGUUCCUGCCUUUCAACGCCGGGCCCCGCAUCUGUCUUGGACAGCAGUUCGCGUAUAACGAGAUGUCAUUCAUCCUCAUCCGGCUCCUGCAAAAUUUCUCCUCCUUUUCGCUCGACCAGGAGGCGUUCCCUCCGGAAUCCCGUCCGCCGGCCGAGUGGGCUGCUUUCCCGGGCCGCAAGGGAAUCGAGCUGUUCAAGCCGCGCAUGCAUCUCACUAUGUACUCCGAGGGUGGAAUGUGGCUCAAGGCCACCGAGGCACAGUGAAGCUAUGUACAUCUACUGUACAUAUUGUACUCCAAUGCAAACGAACUUGUAUUUGUGAUUAUGUUACGCAAAGGAAAGU
This is a messenger RNA of Mycena citricolor, 5583 nucleotides long. The record is from the annotation of a GenBank genome assembly. NCBI's taxonomy places the organism in Eukaryota, Fungi, Basidiomycota, Agaricomycetes, Agaricales, Mycenaceae.